Messenger RNA from Penicillium soppii, 300 nucleotides. RefSeq lists its product as uncharacterized. The record is from RefSeq and is a predicted model, not a curated record. Bases 1 to 300 code for a protein of 99 amino acids. The transcript is spliced from 2 exons. Lineage: Eukaryota; Fungi; Ascomycota; Eurotiomycetes; Eurotiales; Aspergillaceae.
AUGUCGUUGAGUUAUCCGUUCCGUCGCAAGAGUCCAAUCCUCACUCGUGCAUUGAUUCCGCCAGUAUGUGGUAUUCGUCAACCAUUGCCCGUCGCUGGUGUUGUAUUUGAGUACGUUCCUGCACAGCCCAUUCGCGAGGCACUCGUCCGAGGUUGUUCCGUCCGCACUAUCUCCGCCAGCUGGGUUUGUGCGAUUUCUGGCACAGCACAUGCUCGUCGUGCCGCUGAUGGAGAUACAUGGUUGGUAGAUGGGGUUGAGCGCGGUGAUUCCGCUGGGGUAGUAGCAGACAGAUGUUACUAG